This is a messenger RNA of Gadus chalcogrammus (walleye pollock), 4795 nucleotides long. RefSeq names its product KN motif and ankyrin repeat domain-containing protein 2-like. The coding region runs from base 156 to 2900 and encodes 914 amino acids. The record is from RefSeq and is a predicted model, not a curated record. The transcript has 9 exons. Gene Ontology annotation, cellular component: cytoplasm; cytoskeleton. Gene Ontology annotation, molecular function: protein binding. Gene Ontology annotation, biological process: negative regulation of actin filament polymerization. Lineage: Eukaryota; Metazoa; Chordata; Actinopteri; Gadiformes; Gadidae.
UAUUCCCAUCAAAACCAUUUGUGAUGGGCAUGUUGUUGGCAUGAUGUCGUUUCAAUUCAGUACUCUGCUGCUAUUUUGUUGUUGUUCUUGUCAGAUUCCCUGCAAAACAACCCGGAUUAUGGGACAUCAAAUUGGACACAAAAACUGAAAACGCCAUGAUGACGGAAGGACAAUAUGGAAAUAGCUCUCCCCUCAAAACGACGGAAAAUGGCUUCAAACGAAAGCCCCCUUAUUCGGUGGAGACCCCAUACGGCUUCUGCCUGGACUUGGAUUUCCUGAAAUAUGUGGACGAUAUCGAGAAGGGCAACACCAUCAAAAGAGUCCCCAUCCACCGCCGGAGUAAGGGCCCUCGCUCCAGCACUCUCCCCCGGCACCUCAACCUCUCCGGGGGCGGCUGUCGGCCCAGCCCCUGGGGCUCCACCGGAGCUCUGGGGCCCAGGUCACGGCUCUCUGAGGCCGACCAUGGGUACAGCUCCUGGACCCACGACCGCAGGACGCCGGCGUCCCCCCCCGGGCUGAGGACCCUGACGGAGAUGGAGGCUAGGAUCAAGGCGUUUGACGAGCAGCCUGUCGGGGAGCACAUCGGGCCGCACCUCCUCCGGGCCUCCAGCAUGCCUCUCACGGUGCUCCUCAGGCAGACCUCCGAGACCGCCGAGGACCCAGGCAGCCUCCGGAGCUCCAGGGACCACCUCGGAGAAAGGGAUUCCUCCUGCGAGGACAUACCCCGCAACCUGGAGUUCUCUGGGCUGCUGCGGCGUCUGACAGAGGCCCUGGAACGAGUGGGCGAGCUGGAGAUGGAGAUGAGGGUCAUACCCGAGCUCAAAGCGCAGAUCUGCAUCCUCCAGGAGGAGCGAGAGCGGCUUCGUCUCGGCCUGCACCCGCUCGCCCCACAACCCGAAUCGGGCAACGGGACCGUCAAAGACCCUAGCAUCUCCAGCUGGUCUCAGGCCACCGGGGACCUCAAGCGGCACAGCAACGGAUGCCCAGCCUUCCCUCAAAGCCCCCGCGCCGCAGGCCAGGACAGUGACAACCCGCUGCACGAGUGGAGGAGCAGCACCGAUCUGGACGAGCUGCUGACGGUGACGUCGCUGCAGGCCAAGGUGGCGGCGCUGGAGCAGAGGCUCCACCUCAACGGCCUGGAGCUCCAGCGGGCCCUGAGGGAACUGGGGGAGCAACGGGAGGAGGGCCAGAGGAAAGACGAGAGGAUCGAACACUUCAGCGUGAACCCCAUGAUCUGGGUCUGUGCUGAGAAGGUGGUGGUGGACAGCGACGACGAGGACGGGACUAUUACUUCGACCGGAGACAAGGCCCACUCGUUAGGAGACUCCAACAAAUCGGCCGGGGAACAGACCAUCGCUUUCCCCCAUGGACAAAGAAACGGGCAGCAAGCGUCUGCGGUUUGUCUCCCCCAGAAGUCCAACAGCAGCAGUUCCUCUUCCAUCCCCAUGGAGCUGGAGGAGGCUCAGCCCGGGGCUGUGGACUCCACCCGGGCAGUCCUACACAUCAGGAGGAUCAAGCUGCUGCUGGAGGAGCAGUGGGAGUGCCUGUGUAGGGGUAGCGGGUCGCUGGAGGCAGGGAGGCCCCUGGAGCACCCUGACCCUGAGGUCAACCGCCUGCAGUUGGAGAUGAUGGGGCUCGUCAACGUCCUCUUGGCCUGCUAUCACGACCUCGGGCGCUCGGAAGGGGAUCGAACACCACAAGAAGCUCCUAAAUCCACGAGGACGGCGACGGACGAGAGCGCUGUGGCGUCAAAAGACAUCCACUUUGCGGGCGUUAAUGAACGAUGUUCAGAGACCGACCAGGUGAGUCAGGACCGUCUCGCCCAAGGAGACCCUUCCGAUCAGAAGGAUGAACCCCACGUCCCAGAGGAGAUGCCCUUCACUCAGAUGUACCCCCAGGCCUCGGAGCACCGCCAGGGAGAGACUGUCCCAGACCCAGACCCAGACCCAGACCCAGGCCCGGGCCAGGGGGAGGCUGUCCCAGACCCAGACCCAGACCCAGACCCAGGCCAGGGCUCUGUCCCGGGCGGAGAGGCCCCGGGUGGGGCAGAUGGAGGUGCGGGGCCCGUGGUCCUGGGGAGGCACGAGCAGAUGGAGUCGUCAGCCCAGGGGGAGCAGAUGGAGACGGACUCUGGCUCGCCGCCGACCACCAGGGGGAGCGAGGCUGUUAGUGAGGAGUUUAUGGCAGCCUGUCAGUUUCUGAAAGACCACAUGGAGAACAUGGACAAUCCCAAUAACGACAUGCGGAAGGCCUUGGUGGUGCUGUUCCACCAUUGGUUCGGUGUCGCGGCAGAGGAGAACGCAGCAGCCAAUAGCGUGUCUCUCUAUCUGGGCGAGGUGAAGAAGACCACACCCCCCCUGUUGUGCUUCCUCGUCAACCUGGCCGACGACAACGGCAACACGGCUCUGCAUUACAGCCUGUCCCACUGCAACUACAGCGUCGUCAGCCUGUUGCUGGAGACAGGCGUGAGUGACGUGGACCUCCAGAACAAGGCGGGCUACACCGCGGUGAUGCUCGCCUCCCUGACGGCCCCCGACGGGCCGGGCGGUGUGGAGGUGGUGCGCAGACUCAUGGAGCUGGGGGACGUCAACAUAUCUUCCUCCCAGACUGGACAGACGGCGCUGCACCUGGCGGUCAGGCACGGGCGCGUGGUGAUGGUGAGGCUGCUGCUGAGCUUCGGGGCCCGGGCGGACGUGCAGGACACCCAGGGGACCACGGCCCUCAUGUUCGCCUGCGAGCGCGGCCACACGCACAUCGUUCGCCUCCUCCUGGAGCGAGGCCACUGUGACCUGGCUCUCACCGAUAAGCGGGGUCUGACGGCGCUCAGCCUGGCCGCGCAGGGAUCCCACGCAGACACGGCGUCGCUGCUGCAAGCCCACGCUAAAGCCCGCGCGCUCUAAACCACCGCCACUUCCUCCCACCAGACAGAACUCGGCGGAACCUGUUGUCACCCGUCCAACGACUCCCGCCAGUGUUGUUUGUUUUCCCUCUGGGUGGGUAACGUCAUACAUGCUGUUCCUUAUUGAUGAUUCAGUGUAUGAGAUGAACGCAUUCAGGCAUUACGGAGAUUAAUUUUAAUUAUAGCCUGGCUGCGCGGCUGCAUUCGUUUACAAAGAAAAGGCUUUUCAUGUGUUGUGUCGCUUCUUUUUAUGUUAAAAUAUGGUGGCCGAUUUAAUUAAUCCCAGACGGGGAAUUCUGAAUGACUAGGAAAUUCUGAAUGAUGUGCAAACAUUAUUUCAACUGCUAUACAUAUCAUCAAAGUAUGUCAUCUCAGCUCCGCAUUUUGAAUAAGAUGUAAAAAUUGUUUGCUCGUUAUUAGCUAUCCCAGUAUGGGUCAUGGUUAUAGUUUGAGCACCAAAACCGCCCAGGAGAUGGCGCUGCUUCCCUGAACUCCACUCACUCUACACACUAAAGCCCCUCGAACCUUGUUUCCAGCGUUUUUGGACAUAGAAGGAUAGAAUGCUAAAAAUGAGCCCAGCCAAAGGAUUAAGCGUAAUCCCUUUUGAGUGUGACAAACAAUUAUAGUCACGACACUCACUGCAUUGUAUUGAUGCGGCUGCAGAAAGACACUCAAGCACACACAAAAAAAACAAUAGCCUAAAAACAACCAGAGUGAGUGGCUCAUUGCUCCCAAGUCCCUCAGGAAAGUUUAACAAGAUGGAUAUUGUUUUUAUUUAUUAUUAUUUUGUAUAAUUCCUCUCAUUUAUUAUCCGAAGCCAGCGGUUUUUUCUUUACCCCUGGGGAUUCGGUUUAUAUGCAUUUGUCGUCAACGCAAUCUUUUAAAGGAAAUAAAUGUCUGAUUUGCAGGCCUACGUGUUAAACGAAUGAAAGUAUCUCAUUGGUUUGUUUUUGCUGUAUAUUUAUCGAUGAUGGAAUCAUGCCACCCAGCUGACAAGCCAGACAUAGCUACAACGCCCUGCUGCAAAUGUUUUACACCAGGCCGAGCUGGGAUGUGGCUUUGUUUAGUCACUCUGCCACCAUGCCCCAUUGCUCUAAUAAAUAUAGACGUAUAGUCCAUCAUAUAUUGAUAUGGUACAAACAAGAACAUAUUUGCAGAUCGGAACAGGGAGCUUUGGGUUUAAUAAUGAUAAUGGCGAUGGGUUCAUAGGCCGCACCAGAUGAAGGCUUUGGUUUAUGAAGCUACCAGUGAUUAGUGGAGAGUGAUAUAAGAAUAGUCUUCUAUUGUUCAGAUUGAAGAAUCAGCUAAGCCUUAAAGGGGAUUCUCACCAUAACAUUUGUUUGCCUGCUGAUCUAUGGAAUUAAAGAAAUACAGAUAUACCCUCAGCAUACUGUCUCAUUCCAGAGAAAAAUUAAAAAAAAACUACACACAUACAGAAAUAGAACAUUUCAAUCAAAUUUUAUAUAUCAAUAUAUAGAGAUAGUCAAAAUAACAUGACAGGAAAGCAACGGAUGGACUGUGUUUCCCCCCGUGGUGCCGAGCGAGCUGUAGGCCUACUGCAGAGUCUGCAACACUCGGUCAUCUGGAGGCAAACGCCUCAGAACGUCAACAGAACGUAAACCAAAAAGGCACAAAUAAACACAAACUCAGCAGGUUUUUAAAAACUAAAGGUGUUGACAUAUUCUGGGAGAGGAAAGUAGUGACGGGUGACGGGAAAGCAAAGAGUAGCACAGAAGAAUGGAAACAGAUGACAGUAUACGGUAAAAUGAUGCACGGGCAAGAAACAACACAACAAACACUUGGUGAAUAAAUUACAUUUUCUUACAAUGCAGGAAAUUGCAGUGCUCUGUUUUUAUACAAAUAAAUUAAUAUAACUGUCAACACUUUGGGUUAUCU